Gaeumannomyces tritici R3-111a-1 is the source of this 156-nucleotide messenger RNA. RefSeq lists its product as hypothetical. The record is from RefSeq and is a predicted model, not a curated record. Bases 1 to 156 code for a protein of 51 amino acids. The transcript has 5 exons. Lineage: Eukaryota; Fungi; Ascomycota; Sordariomycetes; Magnaporthales; Magnaporthaceae.
AUGCGUUUUUUAAGCGUUUUAAUAUUUAUGCUUUAUAAUAAAGUAAUAAAAAAAAGGGGGGGAGCAAAUUGUAAUGCUUUUUUACAAAUUAUCCGGCCAAUUUUAAAAAAUUCCUUUUCCGUUUUUAAAUUUUCGGUAAUAUUGCGCCGUGGUUAA